Molecule: messenger RNA, 1227 nt
Organism: Geodia barretti
Lineage: Eukaryota; Metazoa; Porifera; Demospongiae; Tetractinellida; Geodiidae
Source: the annotation of a GenBank genome assembly
AUGGAACGCCAGCAGUACGAUGUCGCAAUUGCCGGCGGAGGCAUCAUAGGCCUAUCAACCGCCAUGCACCUGACGCAGCGCUUCCCGGACCUGCGUGUGGCGGUGCUGGAGAAAGAGGCCGAACUGGCGACCCACCAGACCGGCCAUAACAGCGGCGUGAUCCACUCUGGAAUCUACUACCGUCCUGGUUCCCACAAGGCCAACUUCUGCGUGGCCGGAGUCCAGAAACUGAUUAACUUCUGCGACGAAAAUGAAAUCGAGUACGAGCGGUGCGGGAAGGUCAUCGUAGCCACCGAUGAGUCAGAGUUGGGACGCCUGGACGAUCUAUAUGAGCGAGGAGUCGCUAAUGGCGUGCAGGGACUGGAGGUCAUAGGCCCCGAACGACUGCGGGAAAUCGAGCCCCACGCGGCAGGAAUCAGGGCCCUAUGGGCCCCGGGCACCGGCAUCGCUGAUUACCCGAAAGUGGCGCAGGUGUACGCCACUAACUUUGCCCACUCCGGCGGCGAUAUAUUCACUGAAUCGCCAGUGCAGAGCAUAGACAGAAGGGGCGGUACGCUGGCCGUACAAACCCCAAAGGGAACUGUACAGGCAAAGCACAUCAUCAACUGCGCAGGAUUGUAUGCCGACCGGGUUGCUGCAAUGAUUGAAGAGCGCGUCGAUGUGCGGAUAAUUCCUUUCCGGGGCGAGUACUAUACUCUGAGGCCAGAGAGCCACCAUUUGGUGUCUGGCCUGAUAUACCCCGUUCCUGACCCACGUUUUCCAUUCCUGGGCGUCCACUACACUCGCAACAUCCAGGGAAGUGUGGAGGCAGGCCCAAACGCCGUGCUGGCCCUAAGCCGGGAGGGGUAUCGGAAAAGCGAUAUCCGUGUCGGCGAAACGAUGGAAACUCUGACCUACCCGGGAUUCUGGAAAAUGACGGCAAAGCACUGGCGCACGGGCCUGAGCGAGAUGCGCCGUUCCUACAGCAAGAGCAUAUUCCUGCGCGACCUGCGGCGCCUCCUCCCGGAAAUCUCUGAGGAUGACCUGGCUCCCGGCGGGGCCGGCGUACGCGCUCAAGCAGUGGGCAAAAACGGUGCGCUUCUGGAUGACUUCAGCAUUAUCCGCGGAAGGGAAGCCGUUCAUGUGCUAAACGCGCCGUCUCCCGGCGCCACCUCGUCCCUGGCGAUCGGCGAACACAUCGUACAGCUUGCCGCCGAGGCGUUUGAGUUGCGCGACCCCUCCUCGUGA